UCGUCGUCAUGGUAACCAACAACUUCCACAAAGGCUGUUAGCAUUUGGUUAGCAUCCCGCGGUGUCUCUUGUUUUGAUAUGAUGGGAACUUCAGAUACAUACCUUAUUCGACCAAAUCAUCAGGAAAAGUUUAAGCCAGCUGUGGUUAAAGAGUGCAUACGAGAAGUUGUCAGAGAGCGGCUCACUGGAGUGCGAUAUGAUGAUGAAGAGGUGCGACAGCUGUCCACAACACUGGCAGACAGCAUUAAGGACAGAGUCAAGAAGGCUGGUUUUGACAGAUACAAACUUACUGUGCAGGUUGUGAUUGGUGAACAACGAGGACAAGGAGUGAAGAUGUCCACAAGGUGCUUUUGGGAUGCUGACACGGACAGUUAUGCCGAAGAUGUGUUUAUCACUGAAAAUCUGUUUUGUGUGGUGGUGGUGUUUGGAAGCUAUUACUAUUGAUGGCUGUGUAGAAGAUGUGAGAUAAACUACCGUAUGCAGGACUGCUUUUUGAUGUAGGUAACGAUAACCUACAUUAAACAGAUCAACAACAUAUCUUAAAAUAACAGACUGAAACAAUUGGGAUUUUUUGUACUUUUUUUAUUUAUGCAUUUUGCUAUUCAUUAAAGGUAUAAUUUCUAUUUUUUUAGUUUGUGACCUGAAGUUAAAAUUCCACACUACAACACUAAAUAUACUGCAGUAGGUAAAAUAUAAAACUUGUUUUAUAUAAUGUAAUAAUCCCUG
Molecule: messenger RNA, 726 nt
Organism: Periophthalmus magnuspinnatus
Lineage: Eukaryota; Metazoa; Chordata; Actinopteri; Gobiiformes; Gobiidae
Gene: dynlt2b
Product: dynein light chain Tctex-type 2B
Exons: 5
Coding region: 79-444 (121 amino acids)
Biological process (GO): microtubule-based movement
Cellular component (GO): cytoplasm; cytoplasmic dynein complex
Molecular function (GO): dynein intermediate chain binding
Source: RefSeq, a predicted model, not a curated record